GCUGUGCCUCCAGCUCACUGUGUUUGAUAUGAUUUCUCAUUAGCAGUGGGUUUGAUAAAGGUCUGGUUACCCUUGCAGACGUGGACUCGUCCUCAUUUCUGCUGAUCAUUGAUCUCUGAUAGUCUUAUCAGCCUCAUAUAAAGAACGUCCAGCUCAGGCUCUGUCUCACUGAUACACGUUCAGCAAAAGACUAAAGAUUAUGCCGCUGACCCAGCGUCUGCUCAUCCUGACCGCUCUGCUGUCUCUGCUCCUGGCCUUACAGGCCCAGGCGGCACCCAUUGACACUGACUGGGCAAGUGGACUGAUCCAUCGGGCCAAGCGCUCUUUACUGUGGCGAUGGAACACUCUCAAACCCGUGGGUUCUGGAUGCAGAGAUCAUUAUGAGUGCGGAACCAACUACUGCAGGAGGCACACGUGCUCCUUCAAUAAAGCCCAAAAUGCGUGACUGGGAGAUGAUUAUGACACCAAAUCAAAAUGAUGGAAAACAAAAUUGUGCAUCCCUUGAUUUCUCAAACAUCAAGACCUACAUCAAUCUGACAGAACAUCUAAAGACAGCAGAAAACUUUCAGAUCGACACCAAUCUCAAGACUGUAUUCAGGUGAAUCUCAGCAAGAAAUGCCCAGGUCAUAUUAACCUCCAAAAUCAGAACUGUUUUAAUUUAUUUGAUUUUGGGCUGAAAAUAUGACCCGGCCUGUUCUUGACACAUUCACCUCGUCAGAAACCUCUCAGGAAUACGUCUGCAAGAACUCCAGUUUCAUCAUCGAUGUUUUAUAGUUGUACAGAUCUUGAUAAUGUGUAAAAUAUGAACUUUGCAUCUAUAGUUUCUGAUUCAGAUUUAAUGAGGCCGAGAUGUUUGAUCUUAUAAAAUACAAACACACAUGGCAAAAGAA
This is a messenger RNA of Labeo rohita (rohu), 890 nucleotides long. RefSeq names its product liver-expressed antimicrobial peptide 2. Lineage: Eukaryota; Metazoa; Chordata; Actinopteri; Cypriniformes; Cyprinidae. The record is from RefSeq and is a predicted model, not a curated record. The coding region runs from base 200 to 445 and encodes 81 amino acids. The transcript is spliced from 3 exons. Gene Ontology annotation, biological process: defense response to bacterium; antimicrobial humoral immune response mediated by antimicrobial peptide.